UGUCAUAAAUCCACACUGUCCUCAAAUAAUGAAUACAUGAAACGUCUGGAUUGCAAGGUGCAGACAGAGAGCACCGAUGCAAACACAUAGAUGUAUAUAUUUGCUGCAAAAAAAUAGUUUUUCUUUCAUGAGACAACUGUGGUUGGACGAGAGGCAAUGAGUGCGGGAUUUCUCGCGAUAAUCCCUGUUGAUUCCGAUCCGGUUAGUGUUGAAUGAUUCUGGAAAGAUGGCGGUCAGCAUCCGAGGCCGUCCGAGCCGAAGCAUUCGGAUGCGAGGUCGGAAUGACAGUGGGGAGGAAAAUGUACCACUCGAUCUUUCCAGAGAUCCUUCAGACAACCUUCGGGAAAUCCUACAGAAUGUUGCCAAGCAACAAGGAGUCUCCAACAUGCGCAAACUCGGUCACCUGAACAACUUCAUAAAGCUUCUCUGCAAGGUAGGCCACUCAGAAGAGAAGCUUGGGUUUACACAUGAAGAGAUCAUCAUUUGUCUCCGGUUAGCGCUGUUGAACGAGGCUAAGGAAGUGCGAGCUGCAGGGCUGAGGGCUCUACGCUACCUGAUCAGAGACAGCACUAUUCUCCAGAAGGUCCUCCGUCUUCAGGUGGACUACCUGAUCGCCAGGUGCAUAGACAUCCAGCAAAGCAAUGAGGUGGAGAGGACACAGGCUCUCAGGCUGGUGCGAAAGAUGAUCACUGUGAAUGCACUGCUCUUCCCCUCGUCUGUCACCAACUCCCUCAUUGCCGUGGGCAACGAUGGGCUACAGGAGCGAGACCGCAUGGUUCGCGCCUGUAUCGCCAUCAUCUGUGAACUUGCUGUGAAGAACCCUGUGGUGGUGGCCCAGAGGCGUGGUCUCAGCACCAUUCUGAAGAACGUGAUCGACUGUCAGCUGAGCCGCAUCAACGAGGCACUCAUCACCACCAUCCUACACCUCCUCAACCACCCACACACACGCCAGUAUGUGCACUCGGAUGUGGAGCUCGAGCAAAUCCUGGCCCCUUACACUGACUUCCACUACAGACACAAUGCAGACACUGCAGAGGGGCAGCUCAAGGAAGACAGGGAGGCUCGUUUCCUGGCAAGUAAAAUGUCCAUAGUUGCUUCCUUUCGCUCCUGGUCAGGCAUCAUUAACCUGUGCAAGUCAGGCAACUCUGGAAUCCAGUCUCUUAUUGGUCUGCUCUGUAUACCAAAUAUGGAAGUAAGGAAAGGCUUAUUAGAGGUGAUAUAUGAUAUAUUUCGGCUCCCCAUGCCGGUUGCGACUGCAGACUUUAUUGAAGCACUUAUCAGUGUGGACCCUAGCAGGUUCCAAGACAAUUGGAGGUUAUCAGAUGGCUUUGUGGCUUCUGAAGCAAAAGUUAUCCUUCCACAUCGAGCUCGAUCAAGGCCUGACUUAAUGGAUAAUUACCUGGCGUUGGUACUGUCUGCCUUCAUCAAGAGUGGACUUCUUGAGGGUCUCGUUGAGGUUAUCACAAGCACUGAUGACCCCAUCUCUGUGCGAGCCACCAUUCUACUGGGAGAACUGCUUCACAUGGCCAACACCAUCCUCCCCCACUCCCAUAGCCACCACCUGCACUGUCUGCCCACACUCAUCAACAAGGCUGCCUCCUUCCACAUCGCCCAGGAGAAGAGACUACGGGCGAGUGCAGCGGUCAACUACCUGAAACGUUUCCACGAGAAGAAGAAGAGAGGACCCAAACCCAACAGCCUAUACCUGGACCACAUCAUCCGCAAAUCGAAGGCUUCUCACUACUGUAGAGAUCAGCACUUUAGACCACAGAGAGAUAUCUUUGUCAUUAAGGACACUGAGGAUGCUCUUAUGAUGAACCUGAGAGACAGCCACAUCCUCAACCACAAAGAGAACCUGGACUGGAACUGGGUUCUCAUCGCAACAAUAUUGAAGUGGCCAAACGUUAACCUGCGGAGCAAUAAAGAUGAACAAAUGCACAAGUUUGUACGCAGGCUGCUGUUCUUCUAUAAGCCCAGCAGUAAGCUGUACGCCAGCCUGGAGCUGGACCACAGUAAGGCCAGGCAGCUCACUGUGGUGGGAUGUCAGUUCAUCGAGUUCCUCCUGGAGUCUGAGGAGGAUGGGCAGGCAUACCUGGAGGACCUGGUGAAGGACAUAGUCCAAUGGCUCUCCUCUUCCUCGGGGCUCAAGCCUGACCGCGGUCUCCAGAGCAACGGGUUGCUCACCACUCUCAGCCAGCACUACUUCCUUUUCUUGGGCACUCUUUCCUCACACCCGCACGGCGUCAAGAUGCUGGAGAAGUGCAGUGUCUUCCAGUGCCUGUUGAACAUCUGUACUCUGAAAAAUCAGGACCACCUGCUGAAACUCACUGUCUCCAUACUGGACUACAGCCGUGACGGGCUGUCCAGGGUCAUCCUGUCCAAGAUCCUCACUGCUGCCACUGAUAACUGCAGGUUGUAUGCCACUAAACACCUGCGGGUGUUGCUUCGUGCCAAUGUGGAGUUCUUCAGUAACUGGGGCAUCGAGCUGCUGGUCACCCAGCUCCACGACCGCAACAAGACCAUCUCCAUGGAGGCGUUGGACAUACUGGACGAGGCCUGUGAGGACAAGGCAAACCUCCAUGCUUUGAUCCAGAUGAAGCCAGCUCUCACACACCUGGGGGACAAGGGGGUCCUGCUGCUGCUACGGUUCUUGUCCAUUCCAAAGGGCUUCUCCUACCUAAGUGAGAGGGGUUACGUCACCAAGCAGCUAGAGAAAUGGCAGAAGGACUAUAACCUGAAGUAUGUGGACAUGAUAGAGGAGCAGCUCAAUGAGGCUCUCACCACGUACCGCAAGCCUGUCGAUGGAGACAACUAUGUACGCCGAAGCAACCAAAGGUUACAGAGGCCAAAUGUUUAUCUUCCUGUGCAUCUGUAUGGCCAGCUUGUCCAUGAUAAGACAGGCUGCCAUCUACUGGAAGUCCAGAAUGUGGUUCCUGACCUAAGCUACACUGUCCGUUCCCCAAUGCUGGACAAGUGGGAGGGCAUCAAACAGCUAAAGGCAGCACUUUGGGCCUUGGGUAACAUAGGGUCAUCAAACUGGGGGUUGAACCUCUUACAGGAGGAGGGGGUGAUCCCUGACAUAGUGGUUCUGGCCCAGCACUGUGAGGUUCUCUCCAUCAGGGGGACGUGUCUGUACGUGUUGGGGCUGAUCUCAAAGACACGUCAGGGCUGUGACAUGCUGAAGCAGCACGGCUGGGAUGCUGUAAGACACAGCCGACGGACGCUGUGGCCCGUUGUCCCAGACGACAUGGAGCCCCCCCCCAACCCGCCCAGCCUGCUGUCCUCUGUCCCCUCCACCCUCAGCCUCGCCUCUGACUCCACCAGCUCUAGACACAACAGUGAGAGUGACUCCACACAGCCCAGUAAGUCUCAGCCCAGUAUGUACAUCAUGGACGAUGAGCGACUGGAGAACUGUGACCUGUCGGACGAUCCUCCCAUGUACAUGAGACCCAAGUACAAGGACCGCAGCCCCUUCACCCUCCUGGCUUCCAGCCACUUCCGCAACCGCCUCCUCCACUCUCUGUCGCUCUCCGGAAAGAUGCUGCGCAGCACCAGCGACCCCAAGGGCCCCACCAGGGACCACGGAGGAGGGAUGGAAGAGGAACAGGGACGCAAACGCACCGUCACUGAACCCAGCUACACCUUUGGAUCUUCAGACGUCUUCCCAAUCUAUAAUGACGGUCACCUGCCCAAAAGCCCGUCUGUCAACCUAGAAACUUCCAUUGUGGGCAGCAAGACCUCUGAAAACCAGGGCAGCACCCCCAGCUUCGGUGAGGGAGAUGGUGAGGGGAGGCUGCCAGGCCGGUCAGUGGGGGUAGGAGGGUCAGGGGUGGGGGAGAACCAGAGAGCGCAGACUAGCCGGGAACGCCUGGCCGGGGAUGGCCCGUCCGGAGGGGCUCAGUUUAAAUCGCGCAGUCAGAGCUUCAACACGGACACGACCACCAGCGGCAUCAGCUCUAUGAGCUCCAGCCCCUCCAGGGAAACCCUGCCCUCCACCAUCGACACGGACGGUGUCAGCCUUAACAGUGUGAUCAGCGCCCAGACCAUCCAGACCCUGACCUCCCUCACCCCCCAGCCCCACACCGCCCACCUCUCCUCCCUGUCCAAAUCCAGCUCUGCCUCCCUGGUGCCCCCCGGCUCCUCCCACACCCUCCCCCGCCGCGCCCAGUCCCUCAAGUCGCCCUCGUUGACCACCCUGAGCGGCCUGACGGACUGCAGCCUCAUGUACUCCAACUCCCGCGACGCGCUGGGCUAUGCCACACUGAAGUACGCCACUUCCUGUGACACGUAUGCCAGUCAGCGUGAUGCGCUGGGCUACGCUACUCUGAAGAGGCUGCAGCAGCAGAGGAUCCACUCGUCCCUGUCCCACAGCGAGGCUCUGGCCUCCCCAGCCAAAGACGUGCUCUUCACUGAUACCAUCACCAUGAAGACGGGCAGCCUGGACUCCAGACUCACCCCGCGGCGGUUCCUGAAGGCUCUGAGUUUUGCCUCCCUGGACAAGGAGGAUCUGCUGAGCCCCAUCAGCCAGAACACACUGCAGCGGUCCUCCUCAGUGAGAUCCAUGGUGUCCAGCGCCACCUACGGCAGCUCUGAUGACUUCAUCGGCCUGGCGCUGCCUGUGGACAUUAACAACAUGUUCCAGAUAAAAGAAACCCCAUAUUUCCAGAAGAGGACCAGCCCUCCCUCUGAGGACAGAUCUGCCAAAUUCUUCUCUGGAGACUCAGAUGGCCCCAGCCCUCACUCCAGGCAUGCAGUGCUUCGCUCCCAGCUGAGCAUCACAGAGCUGAUGGGGGUGAGCCGGGCGGAGCAGCAGAAGUUGCUGGGCUCAGAGGAGACUGGUCUACAGGAACACAAUGAUGACAACUGCCUCUACUGCACUGGUCUCUCUGUGCUCGGCUUCAGCGCUUCCAAUAGCAACCCAGACUUGACAGAGGAACCCCCUUUCUCAGAAUGGUGCGGUCCGCCUGUGCAGAACCACCCGGAAGUCAUGGGCCAAACCAAACUGUCAGGGGUGUCCGGGUGCAGUGAUGCUGUGUCUCAGGGCUCCCCAGGAAGCACCCGCAGCACUGAACUGAUUUUGGGAGUGAAGUCCAUCCCAGAGGAAUCUCCGGCCGGCAGGGUUCUCCUCAGGAAGGAGGUCCUGCGUCUCGUGGUCAACCUCAGCUCCUCUGUGGGGAUCAAAGGCCACGAGACUAACCUGCUAACGAUCAAGGAGAAGUUCCCCUAUGCAUUCGAUGACAUCUGUCUCUAUUCUGAGGUGUCUUACCUGCUUGCCCACUGCAUGUUCCGUCUGUCCGCACGCCGCUUCAUCCAGGAGCUCUUUCAAGACGUGCCAUUCAUUCCGAUGUACGAAGAGGCAGAGGCCAUCCUCUCCAAGCCCCCAAAGAAUGGACCGUCCGACCCUCCCGCUGAUCCCUGAGUCAACCCUACUGCCCUUCCCUUCUGUCUCAUAGCCUGUCAAACCCUGAGUCACCACUACUAAUCUUCCAGUCAACCACAACCCCUAAAGCCUGAAUCACACCCCACCCCUGGAACCUUCAGCUAACCCUCAACCCUCACCCCCGGAACCUUCAGCUAACCCUCAACCCUCACCCCCGGAACCUUCAGCUAACCCUCAAACCUCAACCCCCACCCCCGGAACCUUCAUUUAACACUCAACCCUCACCCCCGGAACCUUCAGCUAACACUCAAACCUCAAGCCUCACCCCCGGAACCUUCAGCUAACCCUCAAACCUCAAUCCUC
This is a messenger RNA of Salmo salar (Atlantic salmon), 5743 nucleotides long. Its product is annotated as rapamycin-insensitive companion of mTOR. Gene Ontology annotation, biological process: TORC2 signaling; positive regulation of phosphatidylinositol 3-kinase/protein kinase B signal transduction. Gene Ontology annotation, molecular function: protein serine/threonine kinase activator activity. Gene Ontology annotation, cellular component: TORC2 complex. Lineage: Eukaryota; Metazoa; Chordata; Actinopteri; Salmoniformes; Salmonidae. The record is from RefSeq and is a predicted model, not a curated record.